ACGUCGUCUGUCGUCCGCCGUCUUCGUUCGGUCGUCGUCGUCGUCGUCGCGAGAAAAGAAAACAAGCGCCUCCGUUGUGUAGUGUUUUUGCGUUAAAUUUUCCCCAACAAAAAGGUGCAAAUUCUACUGGAAAAUAUCCAAACCGGGCAGACGAAAGUGCGCGGCAUCGAUUGCGAUAGUUUUCGUCGGAUUUCCCGAGUGGCAAUAUCCGAAAAUGGACGUUUGAAAAAGUGGAUCUGCAUCGUCGCCCUUGCAUUAUUAUCGCCGCAGACUUCCUCUCUACAUAAGAAUAUUGUGUAAAACGAAAUGGAACGAAUGGAAGUCGACGUUGUGGAUCUGAGCGUCGGAUCCGGACGGGACUCGCUCACCAUCACUCCGGCCACGGCACGGGAUUUGAGGGCGCUGACGCAGAAUUCCGGUCUCACCAUAACACCGGCACCGCCACCGCCACCUCCCGCUGCACCUUCCCCGUCGGCAUCCGGAAGUACUUCUCCCGUUCCGGGAAGGCGCGUUCUGCGUCCGCGUACCGAACCAAAGUCCUACGCGGAAGUACCGGACAUUGUGCUACUGCCGGCGAAAGUGAACGGCCGUUCCUACAAUGGUGCUGCUGCCGGAGCCCUAUCCGAGUCGGAAGAUGACGAAAUGCCUCCGGUGUUCCCGAUCAAGGAGCUCACCGCGGCGGAAAUCUGGGAACGUGAACGCGGCUUGCGCAAGCUCCGCGAAGAACUUCGCAGCGAAGAAACCAAACUGGUGCUACUGAAGAAGCUGAAACAGUCCCAGCAGGUGAUGAUGAAGGAGAACAUCAUCGUUACGCCGACCAACACGAACAUGGCCAACCCGCUGGCGGCGAUUCCCACGGCCCUGACGAAGGGUUCGCUCAGUGUGACCCCCACGAACGCUCUACCCUUGCCGGCUCAUUCGAAAUCUUCCAAAUCCGUCGUGGCCGCCCCUCCGAUUAAUCGUGGUUCUCCGAUAAACAUCACUCCCGUUACUAAACCACCCGCAAGGCAGCCGUCUCUACCUGGGGGAGCUACCCUAACGCCCAGCACCCCUGGUCAACGCCUCCCAAUGGGGUUGACCCGUACGGGAUCUAAUCUCACCAUAACCCCGUCGGUUACAAUCACACCGACGAAUGCUCCCUCCUGCAACAUGAAGCAGCGUAAUCUACCGAACAGUAGCGGUAUCGGUGCCAACAAUCUAAUGGAUACUAAUUUGAAGGUACAGUCCGGCCAGAUUAGCAACUCGGUGUCUAUCACUCCAGCACCUCCUAUACCCGCACAAAUCAGUUGCACGACGGUGGAACCCGUUUCACUUAAACGUGAUCGUGAUACCAGAGAUGAACCGCAAACUCAAGCGCAACGACAGGCUGCGGCUAAACUGGCACUUAGAAAGCAAUUGGAGAAGACUUUGUUACAGAUCCCACCGCCCAAACCUCCACCGCCGGAGAUGCACUUCAUCCCCAAUCCCAGCAAUACGGAGUUCGUCUACCUGUUGGGCCUGGAGCACGUCGUCGACUAUCUCACCAAGGACAAGAAACCAAAUCUCCCGCAGCAACCGUACCGCUGCGCCCAGUGCAAAAUCGACUUCACCCCGGUUUGGAAGUGGGAAAAACAGGGUAAAAGAGGAAAUCCAACUUUUCAGAACAGUCCAGCUGGAAAAGACCCGAAGGUCAUCUGUGAGCAGUGUGUUACUAGCAAUGUCAAGAAGGCACUCAAGGCUGAGCAUACGAACCGUCUGAAAACGGCCUUCGUUAAGGCCCUGCAACAGGAGCAGGAGAUAGAGGCCCGUCUGGCUAGCCAAAGUAGCCCCUCGCCGGUGGACAUUCGUCCCACGCCGUCUUCUACGCCGAAUUUGCGAGAGCAGCAGCGCGAAUUGCAACAACAGCUGGAGCAACAGCAACAACAGGAACGUCAGCAGGCCCAGGAGCGCCAACAGCAGCAGGAGCGUCAGCAACAGCAGGAACGCCAAGCUGCAGCUGCAGCGCAGCGUCAGAAAGAGCAAGAACAACAACUACGCCAGCAACAACUGCAGCAGUUGCAACAGCAACAGCUCCAACAACAGCUCCAGCAACAGCAGCUCCAACAGUUGCAGCAACACCAAGAACAACAACAACGUGUUCACCAGCUGCAGCAGCAGCACGCCCAUCUGCAAUCGCAACCAUCCAAGUCGAAAACUCCGACGCCAACGCCGCGGCCGACUCCUACCCCACCGACCCAGCAGACUCCACCGCCGGCGUCCAGUUCCCGGUCCAGCCGUCACAGUGCGACGGCCAAUGCGGCAGCGGAAGCAGCUGCAGUUCAGCUAACGGCCCUCGCCGGACUGGGUGGCCUUGGACAACUUGGUGCCCUGGGUAACCUGGGCAGCCUGGGCAAUCUGAAUCCUACGGCAGCGGCGGCCGCAAUGCAGGCUUUCCAGCAGCAGCUGUUCAGAGGUCUACAACAGGGAUUGUCCACGGGAAAUUUGAACAACUUGCAGGCGCAUAUGAUGCAGUUCUCACCGUUGAUCUAUUCCUAUCAGUUGGCAAUGGCACAAGCUGCUGCAUCUCUGUCAGCGGCCGGCAAGGGAGGCAGCGGAGGUGGCGGUGGUGCCGGUGGUAGCAGCAAUGCCGCCGGGGCGGCCACGGCGGCCUCCAUAGCCGAAAUGCAACGGGCUAUGGAGUUGCAGCGCCAGUAUCUGGAGAUGCUGCCCCAGAGCGGUCCCGGCAGCAAUCGUCAAUCCAACUGGAAAUCGUAAGCGGAAUAUCGUACGUAAGAUACAGAUAGAUGAUCAGAUAGAAA
Aedes albopictus (Asian tiger mosquito) is the source of this 2777-nucleotide messenger RNA. It is a transcript of the gene simj, whose product is annotated as transcriptional repressor p66-beta. The coding region runs from base 307 to 2733 and encodes 808 amino acids. Gene Ontology annotation, biological process: negative regulation of transcription by RNA polymerase II. The record is from RefSeq and is a predicted model, not a curated record. NCBI's taxonomy places the organism in Eukaryota, Metazoa, Arthropoda, Insecta, Diptera, Culicidae. Gene Ontology annotation, cellular component: NuRD complex. The transcript is spliced from 10 exons.